Alosa alosa (allis shad) is the source of this 1177-nucleotide messenger RNA. RefSeq lists its product as uncharacterized. NCBI's taxonomy places the organism in Eukaryota, Metazoa, Chordata, Actinopteri, Clupeiformes, Clupeidae. The transcript is spliced from 2 exons. The record is from RefSeq and is a predicted model, not a curated record. The coding region runs from base 93 to 1022 and encodes 309 amino acids.
GUUUGAAGCAUCACAAUCCACACUAGGGUGUCCUUGGCUGUGACAGUCCCUUAGGCAGCUCUACUAUUGAACAACAGAAGAAGUUACAGACUAUGGAUGAUUAUUUUGACUAUGAUCUUGCAAUGGAUGAUACAAUGAAUUAUUCUUAUGCAAUGGACUAUACAGCUAUGUAUGAUCUUGCAAUGGAUGAUGCUAUGGAUGAUAUGGAUGAUGUGUCUACAAGAAUUAUAAUAUUUCUUGUCAUUGGAGUGUGUGUGGGUGUUCCUGCUGUAUCCUGGGCUCUCCGUAUGUUGUUUCUACAUGUGCGUGGUGGUGGCAGAGUCUCCAUCUUCAUCAUCUUCCUCCUCUUCAGUGACAUUUUGGAGCUUUUCCUCAUUCCAUUCCUCAUUGCAUCCAUGUCAUCAAAUGUGAUUGGUCGUCAUGGUUGUGGUUAUUCAAGGUUAUGGUAUUUUUAUGACCGUGACUGCCCAAUAGCUCUCAUAGUUGCAUUUAUUGGGCCAAGGCUGUGUGGUUUGUGUUUUCACCAGCUGGUGGCGCUAGAGAGCAUUUUGUCUCUCAGGCAUCCUCACUGUGUCUCUUGCCUCUCCUCUCCAUUCUGCUCCAUUCCAAUCAGUGUUGCCAUCUGGAUCUGCCCCUUGAUUUAUUUUAUCAGUCCAUCCGUUUUAUCAUUGAUGUGUUUUGCCCUUUUACCAGUGGCUGUUAUUGUAGCAAUCCUUUCAUGUGUGUUUACUGCUAAAGCAUCAUGUUCAUGUGCCGACCCAGGAACCACAAGCCGCAAAGAUAGAGGAACAAGUGUACGUGUUCUUGCAGUGGCAAUGGGAGCUCUUUGGGUUCUCUAUGCCCCAUUUUUAUUUGUACCUUUAUGGAUAAUUUUCCCUUACAUUGGCUCCAUGUUUGUCUGCAUUAUGAGUUUCCGGGUGGUUGCAGACCCUCUGCUGUGUGUGCUGGUCUUUAAGAAGAACCCCCAAAGGCAGCCAACUCAGACAGGCAUUGAGCUCAACACUGUCCAGACAUCAGAUUAAGUUUACAGAUUUUGGAUGUGCUUUAUUGUGAUGCAUUUUCAUAUUUUUUAAUAAUGAGAGACACACUUCAUGCAAAUGUGAAAACUUUGCUUAAUGCCACAAUUGUCCUAGAUUGCUGACUCUUGCAUUUGUCUUGACAAUGUGUAACUGUACAA